Molecule: messenger RNA, 3012 nt
Organism: Pipistrellus kuhlii (Kuhl's pipistrelle)
Lineage: Eukaryota; Metazoa; Chordata; Mammalia; Chiroptera; Vespertilionidae
Gene: SLC35F1
Product: solute carrier family 35 member F1
Exons: 8
Coding region: 79-1290 (403 amino acids)
Biological process (GO): transmembrane transport
Cellular component (GO): membrane
Molecular function (GO): transmembrane transporter activity
Source: RefSeq, a predicted model, not a curated record
CCGCCGGGCCCCGCGCCCUCCGCGCCCCGCGCCGCGCGAUGUGCGGGGCUGCGCUCUGAUCCCGCCGCCGCCGCCGCGAUGAUCCCCCCGGAGCCGGCGCCGCAGCCGCCGCAGCCGCCGCUGCCGGCCCUGCCCAGCCAUGUGGUGACCACCAUCGAGCACCUGCCGGCCGAGGCCGGCCUGUCCGCCUCCGCCCGGGCCGGCGUGCGCCAGCGGCUCCGCAAAGUGCUGAACAGGGAGAUGUUAAUCUCCGUGGCUCUAGGCCAGGUGUUAUCCCUCCUCAUUUGCGGAAUUGGCUUGACCAGCAAGUACUUGUCCGAAGAUUUCCAUGCCAACACACCAGUCUUCCAGAGUUUCCUCAAUUACAUUCUGCUCUUCUUGGUCUAUACCACCACACUGGCUGUCAGACAAGGAGAAGAAAACCUCCUGGCAAUUUUACGACGAAGAUGGUGGAAGUAUAUGAUGCUGGGACUCAUAGACCUCGAGGCAAAUUACCUGGUGGUCAAGGCCUACCAGUACACGACUCUGACCAGUAUCCAGCUCCUGGACUGCUUUGUGAUCCCGGUGGUGAUUUUACUCUCCUGGUUCUUUCUGCUGAUCCGGUACAAGGCUGUGCAUUUCAUCGGCAUCGUGGUCUGCAUCCUGGGGAUGGGCUGCAUGGUGGGAGCGGACGUGCUUGUGGGAAGGCAUCAGGGAGCAGGGGAAAAUAAGUUGGUAGGGGACCUUCUGGUCUUAGCAGGAGCCACACUCUAUGGUAUCUCUAACGUCUGGGAAGAGUACAUCAUCCGAACCCUGAGCCGAGUGGAAUUCCUGGGCAUGAUUGGACUCUUCGGGGCAUUUUUCAGUGGAAUUCAAUUAGCCAUCAUGGAGCACAAGGAGCUGCUGAAGGUGCCCUGGGACUGGCAAAUAGGCCUGCUCUACGUCGGCUUCAGCGCCUGCAUGUUUGGCCUCUACAGCUUCAUGCCGAUCGUCAUAAAGAAAACCAGCGCCACUUCGGUCAACCUCUCGCUGCUCACGGCAGAUCUGUACAGCCUGUUCUGUGGGCUGUUUCUCUUCCACUACAAGUUUUCAGGCCUUUACCUCCUGUCCUUCUUCACCAUCCUCAUCGGGCUGGUGCUCUACUCCUCCACCUCCACGUACGUAGCCCAGGACCCGCGGGUGUACAAGCAGUUCCGCAACCCUUCGGGACCUGUCGUGGACUUACCGGCCACAGCUCAGGUGGAGCCGUCGGUCACCUACACCAGCCUGGGCCAGGAGACCGAAGAGGAGCCCCACGUCCGUGUGGCCUAGGCUGAGGCCCGCCCCCCGCCCACUGAGCACGACUCAGUGGCCACGUUUUCGCCCAUCAUCUCUGUAUUGUACAUAGAGAAAGGUAUUUAUUAGGUGCAGUUUACACGGGUGGACUGCAAGGUAGCAAAUCCAAAAGCCUAAACAUCAAAGGCACAACCUAGCAAGCAUCACUGGAGACAGGCUCUGACCCACCUGACUUGGAAAGAUGCCCCGCUUGUGUGUAUCCUGGCCACACCGCCCCUGCAUUCAGUACUGUGAACAUUUUUGAAUCAAAAGCAACUGUUAUUGUUAUCACUCGGAUUAGUAUCGUUGCUCUUAUGACACCUAGUUUCAGGAGGAUGUUUUGUACUCUUGAGGGAACCUAUUGCCAGACCACUCACAUGUAGUUUACAUAAAUCCCACUUUUCUAGAGCAAGCCACUUUUUAAGAAUCAUGCUUCAUGGUGUGUGCACUGUCUAUGAGUGCUGCCAGCCACAGGAGCCCCGCCCUGAGCAGUGUCACUGUCCUGCAGACCUGGUGGCUCACGGCUUCCCCUGUUCCCUUUGGAUUGUUCUGCUCAAUACGUAUUUCUUGCUGUGACCCUUGUGGGGAGGGGCGACUGACCAUAUACUUCUCUAUUCUAGGAAUAGAUAUCGCCUUUUUCUAUUUUGAUCUCUGAUUAUUCCCGGCCAUCGUCUUUCUGUUGUGCCACCUUAGAUAAUGCCAAUCAAGUCUCUGAAGUAUCAGGAUAAGGAAUGUUUCAUUUCUGUGGCUUAUGGGAAAAACCGGGAGUAAUAUAAUAUAUGUUUAGGGGAAUAUAUGUUUUUUAAAAUCCUGCUGCUUCUUCUUAUAUCCUCUCUUCGAAAAAAAAAAAUAGAUUUGCUUUUCUUCCCCGCCCCCUCCUCCCCAGAUUAUCUUUAGUGAUAUGGAAAUUAACCAAGGUGUUGGCGAAAGCCUUUUAAUUGGGUGACACUCCUUCUGAAAUACACAGGCAUGCAGCUACCUUUAUGGUGGCCUCCAGACAAAGUCGAGGUGCUGAUGUGAAGCAUUCUCUGACCAAGCUCGACUCAUCUGGCCACUUUGUGGUGGUAGAGAUGUCAACGAUGAGAAAGUCUGGCAUGCUGGUCGUAUUUGGCAUCCAUUCAUGAGCAGAAUAUAUCGACACAGCAUUCUUACGGAGACAGAGAAUAUGACAAGGUCCUGAUAAGGCUCUGAGGGAUAUGUCACUCCUCUAAUUCUGUUCAAAGGGCCCUUAAAACAGCCCUUUUCCAAACACAGGAAAUAAGAACCACCGGCACAUCUCUGUGAUUUAGAGAUAGAUCUUAUGUGUCAGCAUGGGAAAUGGUCUUUACGUCUGGCUGGCUUCACUAUCAUUCAGAAAGAUCCUUGAUUAAGUGACAGGGUUGGUAAAGGAAAAGUAAAUGCUUAUAAAGCUUUGGGCAAGUAAAAUCAAUGAAUCUUAAGCAAGUAAAGCAAAACACCAGAGGGGUCUCUGAACGACAGAAGGACAGAUUGCAGCUUAGUCGGGAUUCCCAUGUAGCCUGAGCGAGGCCUCCUUAGGAAGGCAAAAGCACUCCAUGCUGUCAGUCAGCAGUCACAUGGCCCCUCUGCCUGCCUUCUCCUCUGGGCAUGGGUAGUCCAGCCCUUGCAAAUGGAGAAGAAAAAGUACCUUUUCUGAUAUGCAGAUUGUAAGCUCAUCUGUGUUCAGCCCCUUUAGAAACAUGUUUUAUUUUCUCUGGGGGG